This is a messenger RNA of Stereum hirsutum FP-91666 SS1, 585 nucleotides long. RefSeq lists its product as uncharacterized. The transcript has 3 exons. Lineage: Eukaryota; Fungi; Basidiomycota; Agaricomycetes; Russulales; Stereaceae. The coding region runs from base 1 to 585 and encodes 194 amino acids. The record is from RefSeq and is a predicted model, not a curated record.
AUGACCUCCCUUCACGACUUUCUCGUCCUCCUGCUCACCUGCGCCGCCACCGCCGUCGUGGGCUCACCCUUCCCAGCCAAUUCGACUUCUACUGCCGCCUCGGAGGGGGUCGAGCCCGCUCCGUCCCACAGUUUAAGCCCCCUUGUGGGCCUCAUCGUCGGACCCGUAGUCUUGGGCGGGAUGUUAUUAACUGUUGCUGCGUUCGGGGUACGUGCUCACGGGUGGCGGGCGAUGGUCGAACCAACAUUGGUUCAAGCGAAGAAAUUCACUGUCUUCCUCAUCGGUAUCGGGCCCGGGACCGUCGACCACGUCCACUCCAGAGCCGUUGCUGCUUUGGAUGCCGUCUGCGACCGUGCUGUGGCAAUGCCCUCACCGUUGAUCGCGACUCCUGUUCCCCAUUCCGUCCGACCUAUCCCGUUGUCCUUCACCACCACUCCCAACAUCGAAGUCGUCUCUGCCAAAGACGACAAGUCCAUCGAGCUGGAUGUCACCGACAUGGGCAAGACCAUCUCCACGGACGGGACAGAGUCAGAGUACAGUGAUGACAGAGGCGAAGGGUCAUCGACCAGUUCGCAUAACCACUGA